This is a messenger RNA of Pistacia vera, 1474 nucleotides long. RefSeq names its product probable L-cysteine desulfhydrase, chloroplastic. The record is from RefSeq and is a predicted model, not a curated record. Lineage: Eukaryota; Viridiplantae; Streptophyta; Magnoliopsida; Sapindales; Anacardiaceae. The transcript has a single exon. The coding region runs from base 150 to 1472 and encodes 440 amino acids.
ACCACACCAUCUCUCACGCUUUGUUGAAACUUUCCUUCUUCCUUUUCUCUCUCUGUUUCUCCUCUCUCCAUCUCCAUGAUCUCCUCCUCCACCAAAACCUGAAAAAAUCUCAUACUUUUCCCAUGCCUAAUCCUCACUACUAGUCCACCAUGAAUGGAAUUGACCAUAACUCCAUUACCCACUUCCCCAAGAGGCCUAAGCUUUCUGAUUCUUUCAUUUCCCCCACUGAAAUCCAAUCUGAAUUCUCCCACCACUCCCCCUCCGUAGCCCGCAUCAACAACGGCAGCUUUGGAUGUUGCCCCAAGAGCAUCAUCUCUGCACAGAAAAGGUGGCAGCUUGACUACCUUUCUCAGCCGGAUGAGUUUUACUUCAACAAGUUGAAGACUGGAAUUUUACAGUCUAGACUUGUGAUUAAAGACCUGGUUAAUGCUGACCAUGUUGAUGAAAUCUCCAUUGUUGAUAAUGCUACAACUGCGGCGGCUAUCGUUUUGCAGAGUGUUUCUUGGGGGUUUUCUCAGGGGAGGUUUGAGAAAGGGGAUGCUUGUGUGAUGCUUCACUAUGCUUAUGGCGCUGUGAAGAAGUCUGUGGAGGCUUAUGUGACUCGUGUAGGUGGGUUUGUUAUUGAAGUUCAAUUGCCUUUUCCUGUUAGCUCUGUUGAUGAAGUUGUUAGUGAGUUUAGGAAGGCUUUAGCGAGAGGGAAAAAUAGUGGGAAAAGAGUUAGAUUAGCUGUGAUUGAUCAUGUGACUUCUAUGCCUAGUGUUGUGAUUCCUGUAAAAGAAUUGGUUAAGAUUUGUAGGGAAGAGGGUGUGGAUCAAGUGUUUGUGGAUGCAGCUCAUGGUAUCGGUUGUAUUGAUGUUGAUAUGAAGGAAAUUGGAGCUGACUUUUAUACUAGUAAUUUGUAUAAGUGGUUCUUUUGCCCGCCUUCGGUUGCGUUUUUGUAUUGUAGAAAGGCUAAUGAGUGUAAUGAUUUGCAUCAUCCUGUGGUGUCUCAUGAGUAUGGAAAUGGGUUGGCUAUAGAGAGUGCUUGGAUUGGGACCAGGGAUUAUAGUGCCCAAUUGGUGGUUCCUCAAGUUUUGGAGUUUGUUAAUAGGUUUGAGGGGGGAAUUGAGGGAAUCAAGAAGAGGAAUCAUGAAGUUGUUGUUGCGAUGGGGGAGAUGUUGGCAAAUGCAUGGGGAACGCAUCUUGGGUCUCCUCCAGAGAUGUGUGCGAGCAUGAUCAUGGUUGGGUUGCCUGCUUGUUUGGGGAUUUCAUGUGAGUCUGAUACCCAAAAGUUAAGAACUCGCUUGAGGGAUAAGUUUUCUGUGGAAGUACCUAUUUAUUAUCGGCCGCCAAGAGAUGGGGAGGUUGAUACGAUUACAGGGUAUGCAAGAAUUUCUCAUCAAGUUUACAACAAACCAGAUGAUUAUUACAAGUUUAGAGAUGCAAUUAACGAACUGGUCAAUGAAGGGUUCACUUGUGCGCUUUUCUCGUAGUU